Molecule: messenger RNA, 1097 nt
Organism: Columba livia (rock pigeon)
Lineage: Eukaryota; Metazoa; Chordata; Aves; Columbiformes; Columbidae
Product: cilia- and flagella-associated protein 52-like
Exons: 5
Coding region: 1-618 (205 amino acids)
Molecular function (GO): protein binding
Source: RefSeq, a predicted model, not a curated record
AUGGUGUGGGACGUCAGUAAGAGAGAGGCUGUGUGCGGGAGCCCGGCCUCGCCGCGCAGCGCCGGCAAUGCCAACGUCGUCAUGUGCUCCAGCUGCAGGGACGAGGUGUUUGUCACUGCUGGAAAUUUCACCAUUCGAGUGUGGGAACUCGAUACAGCAACUAAAACAAUCCAUCCAUCUGAAUGCUACGCGGGGCAACUGAGAGGAAUCAGCGUGUGUGUUCAGAUGACAGACGAUGAUGGUGAUUUUCAUCUUGGCACGACGAGUGGAGAUGUCCUGAAAGUGAACACAAGCAGCAAGGUGCUGACUGCCUGUGGGCCCCAGAAGAAGAAGUUGAGCAUGGGAGUCACAGCUUUGCUUUUGCCGAAGACAGGAGGUUUAAUAGUCGGCACCGGAGAAGGGACUGUAGCUCUCUGUACAGGCUCAGACUUCCAAGUAAAGAAGAGAAUGCGAGUUGAAGGUGCUGUCACUUCCCUGACGUGUAGAGGUCGGGACGACCAGUUCUUUAUAGGGACAAAUAAAGGCCAGAUGCACCGCAGUGCCUACGCUACAUUUAAAGAGGAGCUGGUCGCCGUCUGUCACACCGAAGCCGUCAACGACAUUGUUUUUCCUGAGUGAGUAUAACGGGCUGGGCUGUAUUUGGCUGGUGCAGAAGCUUGAGGAGCUGCCGCUGAGGUCAGGGUGCCUGUGUGCGCAGCUUUUACCACAGGAACCCAGAGCCUGGUACCAUCUGUUGGGAUGAUUGAUACGGGCGAUGCUGUCACCUGCCCAAAAAACGCUGGGGUGACGGUGAGCAGCUGCUUCAAAGCAGAAGGCAGCAGUUCAGUUGGAGCACUGGAAAAAUCACUGAUCUGCAGAAAGGAUGAUAAGUAAAAAGACCUGAAUUAUUGAUGUUUGGGCACCGGCAGGGAUGGCAGCCUCCCCCUUUUGUCCCAGGGUCGCUCUGCAUUUGUCUUGUGAACGCACAGCAAAUGUUCCCUUCCUGGGUAGUAGCAUCGUGACUCUUUCUUUUGUUUUUUUAAACCCACAGUGGAUCAUCUCUCCAGAUGGAAAAUGGGAUUUUGAUCCAAAUGAACAUUUUUGGCGUAUUUUUAUUG